AUGGCGACUACCCUUUCAGCCCCAAAGAUAAAGGUUUUCCAGCUCUUGUGGGCAACAGACGACUCACAAAAUGAGGUUGAAAACUUCAUUGAUUCCCAUGCUGAAACAUCUGCCCUUCGCAAAAAUCUUAAAUACACCGAGUCAAGACCCCACCUCACCAUACCCCAGGAACUGAGACCCCAAAACCUUCUCACGGGGGCCCUGGCCGGACCUAAGAAGAUAACCGUGGCGCCUUACGUGUUUUCCGAUCCUGGAAAGAGCUUGGUUAUGAUCAUACAUCUUGGCAAAGAGACGUGCAGCCAUGAUGGGAUUGUUCAUGGAGGCCUUCUAGCCACCUUAUUAGACGAAUGUCUAACGCGAUGCUGUUGUCCUGCCUUUUCGAAGAAAGUGGCCGUCACUGCCAAUCUCAACAUUGACUAUCGCAAUCCUGCGAUGGCGAACUCUUAUUUUGUUUUGACGGCAAACAUAACGAAACUAGAAGGCCGAAAGGCUUGGAUGGAUGGUCGCAUUGAGACAUUGCCGAGCAAUGAAGAGAAAUCCUCUGUAAUUGCUGAAGCAAAGAGUCUUUUUAUUGAGCCAAAAGAGGGUGCCGGAUUGAAUGGUCCUUACAAGGCAGAGGCAACGGGUGAUAAACGCUACUUCCAGCUUUAG
Penicillium angulare is the source of this 651-nucleotide messenger RNA. Its product is annotated as PaaI family thioesterase. The transcript is spliced from 2 exons. The record is from RefSeq and is a predicted model, not a curated record. Bases 1 to 651 code for a protein of 216 amino acids. Lineage: Eukaryota; Fungi; Ascomycota; Eurotiomycetes; Eurotiales; Aspergillaceae.